AUGGAGGUGGACGGUGAUGGAGACGCGCUAUUCGCGCAGGCGUUCCCUGAAAUUUGCGCCAAUAUUUGCCGUGAGCUGGAUGUUGUCGACGAGCACGACAUCGGUGGUGGAGUAGCUGCCGCUCGGGAAACUCCGUCAAAAGUUUCUCAGAUCCUGAACCUUGGACCAGUCCCCUGCUGCGAUCAUUCUGAAAUACUCAUGAUCACCAUGACGCUGUCUGCCCUCCCUCGCGGCAUCCCUCGGUUCGAUAUCACUUGGCGCAACUCUCCGAUGGGUGAAUCCGGCAGCGGUCACAACUUCCUGAAUACUUCGAUCAUUAAUCAUCUCCGCCGAACGGGCACACAGCUGGUUGCGUCCUCGCUUUUGAAGUCGAUGAUUCUUAUCCCUCGGUGCAGCACAGAUUCUUCCGACAAUUCUGGUUGGUGGUCUCGAUUUCCAAUGCUUGGUGCAAUCAUACCAGCGUCUAUCGUGCCGAACACCCCUCGACAACGUGAAAUACACGUGAAGCAUGACCUGAACCCUCAACCUCUUCUCUCCCUCUCAGUCAAACCCCAUCCACAGUUCCACUCAUUCUCAAUUUUCGAUGCUGCGUGCCUCGUCAGCGGAAAGAAUCUUCAAGUCCCUUCUCAGCGCCUUCCUGCUGGCAUUUACGUGUCCAUCAAUGUCGACUCGAGGGGACGCUGGAAAUCAGCCCUCAAAGUCCUAUCAUCCGAAAAAUCAGUAGUGUGGGGCGAUACUGUGACCUUAUCAUCGCGGGCGUCACAUGUAUUCUCAGUGGAGAUCAGGGCGUCCUAUGAGGCCGAUCGAAUGCUAGGCAGUGGAGAGGCCAUUGGGAAACUUCAAUUGUCGUGGGAUGAGUUACUCAGUCAUGGAGAUGAAUCUUUUGAUAUCUCCUUCCUACCUGUUCGUGAUGUCCACCCUUCCCUCACCCUGAAGAUUGCCGUUAUGCAUGCUUGCCAAAAUCAAAACAGCGCACUGUCUGGUUCCCUCAUAGAUUGCGAGAUUGGUCGAGACACAGAUGCGGGCCACGCACGAUUGGUUGAAUAUGUGACAAGCGAGAAUGUCUCUCACUUGAACGCUGCUGUAGAACAUCUUCAGUUGGUCCUGGACCAGUGUCCGGUCAGCCAUCCAGACCACGCGACGGUUCUCACCAACCUUGCGUAUGCGCGUCUUCAAGGAUAUAUUCGCAACCACCUUCAAGAUAAUGAUACUACCACUUCUCUCUUCCGCGACGCCCUUGCAUUGCGUCCGCAGCGCCAUCCCGAUCAUCCCUUAUCUCUAUAUAAUCUCACCGCAGCGCUGAUUUGGCGCCACAAGAAGAACAGUACUGCUGCCGAUAUCCGCGAAGCUGCCCAGUUCUAUCAUGAGCUACUACCUCUCUGUCCAGAAGGCACCUACCUUCGUAGCAUCGCGGAAGGCCCAAAUGGUGUCGAUUAUGUGAUCAGCGCAUUCAACAAUCUUCCAAUAGCAUCUGAUGAAGGCAUCCACCUUCGACGAGUCGUCCUCAAGCUCUGUCCUCUGGGCCAUCAACUCCGUCCAAGAGCACUUCACAAACUUUCAAUGGCUCUCAGAUCACAUUUUACACAACACGGCAACAUUGAUGAUCUUGACACGAGCAUACAACUCGAUCGUGAAGCCAUGUCUCUGUACCCCGAGGGCCAUGGUGACUACCUGAACAAUUUGGCCCUCUCACUCGUGCUCCGCUUCGAGCACCAAGGCAAACCUAAUGACCUAGAUGAGGCUAUCUCUUUGCAGGAAGAAGCGCUGCGCCUGCGCCCUGUUGGGCACGCAUCUCGUGAUAUCGCAUUGAGCAAUCUAGGGCUCACCCUCAUCACCCGUUUCUACAAACGCGACGACAUUGAUGACAUCACCCGAGCUGUCAGCCUCUAUCGCGAGGCACUGACGUUGCGCCCACCUGGGCAUCCACGUCGUGACACCACACUUAGCAACCUUGCCACUGCCCUCAACAUCAGAUACCACAAAUCGCAUGUGAGGGAGGAUCUUAACGAGGCCAUUGAUCUGUAUCGCGAAUCCCUUCAGUUAAAGCGCCCUGACCGUCCAAAGCACCAUGUGACUCUUCGAAAUUUGGGCUCGGCGCUCUGCUCUCGUUUCACGCAGACUGGAAAGAAUGAAGAUGUUGAGGAGGCCAUCAACCUCUGCCAAGAAUCAUUGGCGGUUCUGUCUUCAUUGCACCCGGCCAUGUGUUCCAGCUACAUACAGCUGCAGAAGGCAUAUCUGUUUCCAUACCAAAUGUGCUUUGAGCUUUUCGACAGCCACGUGAUGACGCGAUCGUCGAUCAUCUCACGGCGUGAGGCAGCAGCCGCUUUUGGUGGUGCACAGUCACUUCCUGUAGAUGCAGCCUCAUGUGCCAUACAUCGUGACAAUCUACGACGGGCAGUCGAGCUGAUGGAACAGGGCCGUGGCCAGCAGUGGUCGCUAGCAUCGCGGCUCAGGACGCCGCUCGAAGACCUCGAGUCUAUCAGUCCCGCACUAGCUCAUAAGUUCUUACAUCUCAGCAAACACCUGUCCGAUGCUCAGUGUUCUGUAGCCAGCACAGACGGAGUUACUGCUGAUCGGGCGGCAACAGAGUAUAGGAGACUUACAAGGCAGUGGGAUGCUGUGGUAGCUGAGAUACGUGAUCUUCGGGCGUUCUCGCGGUUCCUGCUCCCACCAUCCUACGAAGACCUGCAAGCAGCAGCACGCUAUGGCCCGGUCAUCAUUCUCAUCGCGAGUCAAUACUCGCGCAGCGCCAUCAUUGUCCCGAUGUCAGGAGACCCCCAUCAUGUUCCCCUGCCGUCUGUCGCUCUCGCAGAGUUGAUCAAUCUCAAGGAUCGCUUCGCCAGGGCAAUACGAGACGCAUCCAAAAUGGGCCCCAAAGUGCCGCGGAACGAUCUAAUAGUCCUCUUGCGGACAGUAUGGGACGAAAUCAUGCUACCCAUCGUCAAUGUCCUCCAGCAUGGUCUGAAACUAAAAUUCCACUCUCGAAUCUGGCUGUGUCCAACUGCAGCUUUCACAUCCAUUCCUCUCCAUGCAGCUCACCCGUUUCGAACGAACGCAGAUCGCUCUAAGGAGCCAUGUCUGGAAGAUCUCUACAUCUGCUCUUACACGCCGACACUUUCGGCUCUGGUCAGGUCUAGACAGAUGAUGAAGAGGCGUGUCACUCCGUCCUUCGUGACAAUCGGACAGGGUCAAACGGGUGCAGGGAAAGGCAAGGCACUCUUGGCUGUCGACAGCGAGCUCGAGCUUGUUCAUAAGCUCGCCCCUGCGACGAUCAACCGCACCACUAUUUCAGGCGACACAGCCACACAAGCAGGUGCACUCGAAGCUUUGCAGCAGAACACCUGGGUGCACCUCGCUUGUCAUGGCAAGCAGGACCGUAUGCAGCCUUACCAUUCGCAUUUCGUCAUGAGAGACGAACGUCUUACGCUGCUCGAUAUCAUGGAGAGAGACAUUCCGCGCGCCGAGUUUGCCUUCUUAUCCGCUUGUCAUACCGCCGUUGGCGAUGAAGAGACGCCUGACGAAGUCAUUCAUCUUGCAGCUGGUCUCCAGUUUUCGGGGUUCAAGAGCGUCGUUGGCACGCUGUGGGAGGUCGACGAUUCUGUUGCAAAACACGUUGUCGAAUCUUUCUACGAGAAUAUGUUCAAAGAUUUGAAGGAUGAUAGUGUCAUGGACUGUACGAAGGCAGCUUGGGCACUAAACCGUGCUACGCACGCCGUGAAGACUAAAGUGCCCCUCGAGCAGAGGAUGGUUUUUGUUCAUAUCGGUGUGUAGUUCUACGUCGUAUUGCUGUCGUCUAGUACGUAUUCACAAGUUGAUAUGCGAUCCUCUUUCGUGAUAUCCUGUUGUAUAAAUGACC
This is a messenger RNA of Suillus subaureus, 3856 nucleotides long. RefSeq names its product CHAT domain-containing protein. Bases 1 to 3771 code for a protein of 1256 amino acids. NCBI's taxonomy places the organism in Eukaryota, Fungi, Basidiomycota, Agaricomycetes, Boletales, Suillaceae. The transcript has 8 exons. The record is from RefSeq and is a predicted model, not a curated record. Gene Ontology annotation, molecular function: protein binding.